UCUUCACCCUUUUAUUCACGUUACGUCUCUGGUUGCCCUAAUCACAAACAAAAUCAGCUCCUUCCAACAUUCCAAGCUUGAAUGGGUACGUCUCGUCCGUGCCCUUCUCUCAAGUCAUUAUCAAACAAAUUUGGAGGAAUAUUACGAUUUUGCCAUUCAAGAAACAGGUAUGAAAGGUUAGAUAGUAAGCUUGAAAAGAAAAUGAUAGAGGUCAAACAAAGAAGUACAUCUGGAAAUAGCAAAUUCAGAUCUAUCAAUAGCAUAAUUCUCAGGUUCCCUCAAUUUAGAGAGGGAUUACAAGAGAUUAGAGACGUUUUUCGACAAUAUGAUGUUGAUUCGAAUGGAUUUAUCAAUCGUGAGGAGCUAAGAAAUUGCUUACAAGAAUUACAAUUUAACUACACAGAGCAAGAAAUUGAUGAUCUUUUUGAGUGUUGUGAUUUGAGUGGGAGAAAAGGCAUGAAAUUUAACGAGUUUAUUGUUGUAUUGUGCCUUAUUUAUCUCUUAGUGGGUACUGAUCCCUCCUCAAAUGAAACGGGAACAAAAUUUGGUUCUCCCGUGCUAAAAGCUACAUUUGAUACCAUAAUUGAAGCGUUCUUAUUUCUUGAUAAAAAUGGUGAUGGGAAACUGAACAAGAAGGACAUUAGCAAAGCUAUGAAUGAUCACUUCCCUUUGGAGAAAUCUCCAAUCCAUGUCACCACCACUCGUUUCAAAGAAAUGGACUGGAACAAGGAUGGGAAAGUUGGAUUCAGGGAGUUCCUUUUCUCUCUCACAAACUGGGUAGGAAUUGACUCGAAUGAAGAAGUUCAUGUAACACAAAUCUAAGAACAACAGUAACAAUGUUAGUUUGAUAUCGAUAUGUUCCUAUAUAUACACAUAAUAACUACGUGCUU
Lactuca virosa is the source of this 890-nucleotide messenger RNA. Lineage: Eukaryota; Viridiplantae; Streptophyta; Magnoliopsida; Asterales; Asteraceae. The record is from the annotation of a GenBank genome assembly.